GUUCCCUCAUCCUUCUCCCAGGAUGUGAAUGUGAAUGCUUGCAGACAGAGAGAGGGCCACUGGGCAUGGGCAGAGUGCCAGCCCCCCUGGGUAAUUUUAACCCCCUUCCUUCCUCCCCUGCAGAUGCUGCCUCUACAACGGAUCUGGGCCACCAGCGUCAGCUACUCCUCUCAGCCCUGGAGCAUCCAGGGGUCCUGCCUGUCCCACACCUCCUCACCUUCCAGUUCCUUCUGUGCCAUCUGGGCAAAGUGGCUGCCCACGCUGAGAGCAGCGGGCUCUGCCCACGGGUAUUGGGGGAAAUCUUCGGGCCUCUCCUGCUUGGUGUGGGCCCAGCCGCCAGCGCUGAGGUGACCCCUGAGUUCCCUGUCCUCUUCCUGCAGACACUUCUGCAGACCAAAGACCCAGAGGCAGACUUGCCCCCUCCAG
Sceloporus undulatus (fence lizard) is the source of this 426-nucleotide messenger RNA. Its product is annotated as phosphatidylinositol 3-kinase regulatory subunit beta-like. The transcript has 2 exons. Gene Ontology annotation, biological process: signal transduction. The annotation marks the transcript as partial. Lineage: Eukaryota; Metazoa; Chordata; Lepidosauria; Squamata; Phrynosomatidae. The record is from RefSeq and is a predicted model, not a curated record.